This is a messenger RNA of Magnolia sinica, 973 nucleotides long. RefSeq lists its product as uncharacterized. Bases 132 to 836 code for a protein of 234 amino acids. The transcript is spliced from 2 exons. NCBI's taxonomy places the organism in Eukaryota, Viridiplantae, Streptophyta, Magnoliopsida, Magnoliales, Magnoliaceae. Gene Ontology annotation, cellular component: plasma membrane. The record is from RefSeq and is a predicted model, not a curated record.
CUAAAAAAGCAAAAAAGCAACCCUCUCCCCAACACCCAAUUUCUUUUUCCCCCUUCCCAUUUUUCCAUUCCACCGUCCGGAAAACCCCAAAGCAUUCCCUACCUCGAACACCACGCACCCACGCUAGAGAAAUGAACUCCCGUGGUAACGUAAACGGCGAGCACAACUCACACCCAAACCCCAACCACCGCCCUUAUCCUACUCCUCCUCACCACCACCACCCCUCCUACCAUCCUCGGCCCUCGUCCUCGGCUUCCUUCAGAGGCUGCUGCUGUUGCCUCUUCCUCCUUCUAACCUUCCUCGCUCUCCUCCUUGUCGCCGUAGUCCUAGUCGUAGUCCUCGCCAUCAAGCCCAAGAAGCCCCAGUUCGAUCUGCAGCAGGUAAACGUCCAGUACAUCAUCGUCGCGCCGUCAGCGGCGGCGACGGCUGCCUACCUCUCCCUGAAUCUGACCAUGAUCUUCACGGCCGUUAACCCCAACAAGGUCGGGAUCAAGUACAGCCCCUCGGCCUUCUACAUCAUGUACAAGGGGGUGCCGCUGGGGCUGGCGACGGUGCCGGGAUUCUACCAGCCGGCGCACAGUAGAAGGACCGUGGAGACCAGGGCUAGCGUGGACCGGGUUAACGUGCUCCAGCAAGACGCGCUGGAGCUGGUGCGGGACGCGACGUUGAACGACCGAGUCGAGCUCAGGGUGACAGGGGACGUCGGAGCCAAGAUCCGGAUUAUGGAGAUUACUUCGCCCCGGGUUAAGGUGGCGGUCGAUUGUGCGAUUGUGAUUAGCCCGAGAAAGCAGUCGCUUACUUACAAGCAAUGUGGAGUGGAUGGAUUGAGCGUCUGAUGCUCGUCGGACGAUAAGACAGUAAAAAAGAGUCUGUCUGUAAUAUGGAAUUUUCGGCUUUUUAUUUUUAUUUUUUUUUCGCAAUUGAAAUUGGAAAUUGGAAAUAGGAACCGUUCCCCCUUUCUUCUUUUCUUCAA